Molecule: messenger RNA, 3131 nt
Organism: Fusarium verticillioides 7600
Lineage: Eukaryota; Fungi; Ascomycota; Sordariomycetes; Hypocreales; Nectriaceae
Exons: 3
Coding region: 1784-2893 (369 amino acids)
Source: RefSeq, a predicted model, not a curated record
AUUUCGGACAAGACGCGGCUCUAGUGAUGUUAAGUCGGAGGUCGGUGGCUCUGGGUUCCGGCGGCUGAAGGCGAUUUUGAGGUCGUCGGUCGGAAGCCCCUGAGGUGCGACGUCUGUCAGAUUGGGCCGGAAGACUCGGCCGGGCCGUCAGCUUCAAACAAACGUCAAGUAUUGGAGCCGGUAGCUUCGGAUAUAAAAGCUAAUGUCUCAUCUCACUUACUUAUAUAGUUAGAGCUGUUUCUCCCUCUCAGCCCUUACAAUGCCGUGCACAUUUUGGCUCAUGCUUAUUGAAGGAUUGAGGGGAAAAGCCAAAGUCGUACGCCAUGUACGACUUUAUCCCGCCAGGCGUCGUCAUAUCGUACCUGGCUAAGUUAUAACAGACCGAAACCGAUGAAACCAUGCUCGCUUGGGUCUGUUGACGGAGCCAGGCUGACUCGAGCAACAGGCAAUAGUCUACUGUCUACGGAGUAAGUCCCGAUAAUCGGUGCCGCGCAAGCAAAUUACCACGAGCCCAUAGAAGAGACGGAUAAUCUCACGUACUCGUAAUAGGCAGCAGAGUUUCAGGGGCUUGUUCUCACUGACGCUUAUCGCGAACUGAUUUUGGUGUGCUAAUAACAGUAGAACAGAAUAGGCAAGCUUUCUCAAAAUGUCUAGAUAGUCUUUCUGUUCUUCCGCCAAGCGCGUGAUGGUAGGUCGCUUGUACUUGUUAGUCGGCGCUGUAACUGUAAUGCAUAUCACACAUCACAUCGCAUCACGUCACGCGCCAUCCGCAAGCGUCGAUUGAGAAUUGAUGUUUGAGUCUGAGGCGACAAGAUAAAGAAGAGUUGGUGAUGUAUACAGAUGAAAUCAACCAGAUGAAAGCAUUGUUAUUUCAAACAAUUGUAUUAUUAUACUUUGGUGUUAGAAGUGUUAGAAGUGGGCUGUGCUUAUGAUUCUUAAGACUUUGGCAGCCCAAGUAACUCUCAGCUGGGCAGACAGAAUGUGCGAGUUUGUUUAAAUGCUCCCUAUCCCACCUCUUACGUCAAUUUCUCUUCUACCCCUUCUAUUGUUCUUUUGAGCUUACACCAAGCUCCUCUCUUUGUAUCCCACAGUCACUCUUACUCGUUGUUUGAGUCGCUAUUGUAUCUGUGAUUGACCUACGUACGACGUGCUCGACUAUCUCUGUCGCUUUUUAAGAGAGGAUGCCUCAUCCUCUGGUAGCUACAGGUAUGUAAAUCAAUCAAUUCACAGCGCCACACUCCAUUCCCUCUCAUGAUUUAUCCACCAAUUUCGCUUCUAUUGAUUAUCUUCUCUGUAUUCAUCAUCUUUUUACUGCUCAUUCAGGCCAAGCCCACGGAUGUUGAUUACCCCGCGUCCAAGCUUGCGAAUCAUAGUGCACGUCUCGCCUGUGUCUGCCUGAGCUGAGGCCAAAAAGAGUGUCGCCUGAGCCACAGCCAAUUCGAGGUCGAGUCCCGAGGCUGCCUGUGGCGAAUACAGACGCCAGAAGCAGCACGAGGCCUACGCAAGCUCAAACUUCCUCUUGAUUUGCCUCCAGCUUCCUCCAAUUUAUUCGUUGUUUCUGCCUUUUUUACUUUGUUCUUCGAGUUUCUGGAAAGCUCUGUCUUUGCAUUUGUUUUCUGUGUGUCUCGCGAAAAGGAGAGAGAUUUGUUGUCUUCUUUCUGUUUGCUCGCUUGACAGCUCUCACUCCACUCCACUUGGCAUCCAUAUCACAUCACGCCCAUUCACACCUCUCUUUUCCCUUUUCCCUCCUCCAUCUGCAGUCUCUCUGCAGACCUGAGAAGCAAUGCCUAACCAUAUUGUCCUGGCAUCAGGUGCCGUAGUCGCUGUUUCGGUCGCUAUCGCCACCACUAUUGCCAUCUUCGAGUCGCCUGAAGUGCGACGAUACGCCGACGAUGUUCGAAGGCGGAUAGCUUUCGCCCUCCACUCUAUGGGUGAGGGUAUCGAACCUCCCCACCGUGAGCCCAGGUUUAAUAGACCUGAGGAUGCCGAUGGAUUUUUCGAGUCCCGUCGUGGCGCUGGUGCCGAAGCUGGUGUUGACGCUGAUGAGGAAACUCGCCGGCGACAACGUGAGGAACUUCUUUAUUGGAACUCUGUCAUGCUAGAGAAGCAAGAGAAGGAACAAAAGGACAAGGAAAUCGAUGAGAAAAACCUGGACUCAUCACGACGAGGCUCUCAUUCAUUUGAUGACUUCCUUCGUCAGGAUGAGGGUGCUGAGCGAGGCGCUUAUGUCUUUAACACUGGAACUGAUACCCGCGCAAUGGAUGAUGGUCUACGACGUCGUGGCGAUGGUGCCCGCGGCUUCUCAUCUCUCUACACUAACCCCUUUGCCGAUGAACACAACAUUGACCAAGACGAACUGAACGACGAUAUUGAGCAAAGCCGCCACCUUUCUCCCGCCCAAGACGAAAUCUCCGACAUCUACAGCGCCACUACCCAGGACCGAGAUGAGAAGCCCGCCGCUGCUCUUAUUGACACUGACCCCACCCCCGCCCUUUCUGAGAGAGCCUCUUCCGCCACACUUGAGCGUGAAAUCGGUGUCGACGAGUACAUGACCGCUGGACAAGAGGACCGCGACGAUGCUUAUUCCUCCAUCCAGGCCUGGGCGCAAAACACCAGCCCCGAGUUUUACUCUCCUCUUCCCGUUACCCCCAGCGCUCCCAUGUCUGAGCCUGAAAUCAUCAGCGAUGAUGGCAUGGUGACACCCACCGACUCUGUGUCUCUUGUCGGUUCCGGGGAGGAUAUUGCCAACGAUGCGCAAUCGUCUCGCGAGGGUGAGACUGGCCGCUACUUCGAUGUCAUGAGCGAGAGCUCUGGCAUGGCUACACCCGCUAGCUGGUCUGAGGUCGGCAGCGUCAUCAGCGAGAGCGACGCCCACAUUCCUGUCCACCAAUAAACUCUGUCAUGUAGGAGUUUUAAAAUCAUCAAGUCGGAAUAUAGGUAGGGAAGCCAGUGUAGGAGUAGGAUUUUACUUUGAGAGUUAUAUAACAGACGUAUACAGACUUUGAGGGUCUGAAUUCUUGGGUUUUCUUUUUUGUAUGGAGUUGGAGUUCAGGUUGCGGUAGCAAACUUAUAUCCUUAGCACCUGGCUAAUCUCGUUUCUUUAACAAAAUCUAUCGACUCAUUUGACUCUG